Messenger RNA from Puccinia graminis f. sp. tritici CRL 75-36-700-3, 246 nucleotides. RefSeq lists its product as uncharacterized. Lineage: Eukaryota; Fungi; Basidiomycota; Pucciniomycetes; Pucciniales; Pucciniaceae. The transcript has a single exon. Bases 1 to 246 code for a protein of 81 amino acids. The record is from RefSeq and is a predicted model, not a curated record.
AUGACCGAUGGCAUUGGGAUGGGACAAGCCCCUACUCUAGGAGAAGAACCCAUUCCCAUUGACGAUUGUUACCUUAAGGGAAUCAAGAAGCUGCAGCAUGAAUUCACCCAGACGGGGCUGCACCAACUCAGGCCUUACUCCCCUGGUAUCAUGAUGAUGCAAGAGGUGCAUGAAUUACGGUCAAGGAGCAUGGACAUGGGCAAAUCAGGAGAGCUUGAUGCAGAUCACAUCACCGACAACGGCUAG